GUAGCGUUAGUACUCAGCCUCCAAGGCUCAGUCUCUAUCGUGACAGGAUCAUGAUAUGACUGGGUGUAUAAGGAACUUGCGUACGGAAGCUUUGAAUUUCAUUCUUCUUUCAGAGGGAAUAGAGGCCUUCUACCUCAAGACAAGUAAGUACUAUGCUUAUAAGCUUCCGCUUGGUUAAUAUAGCGUUGGCAAACGGGUUUUGGUUUCUGUUUCUGGGGUGUUGCCUGGUAGCUCGUCAAAAAUAUCGUCAACGUGGCGGCGAAAUGAGCAUUAUAAUCUCGUUGUCUUAGCUCGAGAACUGUUAGCAGCCUUAACAAGGACUUGAACAGGUUAAUGUUUUAUAUAUUGGUGCAUACAUAAUUUGAUGAAGUUACUCCAGCUGUUUUUUUAAAAUUAUUUCCUUGUUUGUGUGUCAAUAAGCACGUCUAUCCCAUGGCCCUUGUGUAAGCGUUUUGUCCUGCAGUAUUCAGGAAUGUUAGUAAUGCAAUCAAAUUCGCUGUAUCGGGCGUUGUAUUAGUGUUUUGAUUUACUUCAGGAGUUGAUAAAUUUUUAAUCCAUUACUAGCGUGGAUGAAUUAAUUGCCAUUGAUUACUCAUUGCGAAGGCACUUUCCAUUUUGACCGAAGGAAUUAACCGUGAUCGAUCGAAUUGUGCAGUGUACCGUUUACGAUUGCAAUAUAUGUUACAUUUCACCGCUACCUUUCGUUCAGAGCCCUUUUUUGUUACGCAGUAUUGAAGUGCCAUCGUAUAAUGUUGAUUGUAGCCUUUUUAUUGCAAUAAUUUUUAUUGUUUUGGACUUUGAUAACCUCAAGUGUCACAACUUUUAGCGUGAGACAAUGUUGUCGUUGAAGGCAAACUUGAGCUUAUUAGCUUACUAUAUUUGGUCACAGGUCAUGGCGAAUGAACUCAAUUUAUUGUAAAGGUCGCUGCAUGUCAAAUCAAUAACUUUCUUCAAAAGCUCUCAUAAACAAAACUACUGUGUGAGCGCAGUUUCUAUUAUAAGCUGUGUAGUUAUUAAUUGACAAAGAAAAGAUAUCACACCAUCUUUUAAAUUUUUAUUACCAACUCGGCAGCAAAUUUGCAUGCAUAGAACAGUAAGUUAUAAAAGAAAAAUCUGUAAUAUUUCCGUGCAUGCAGCAAUUUCACGCUAUUUCGCACAAACAGUUAACAUGAACAGACCCGAAUCAUGCAUGUAUAAUAGAUGUAUGGGGCUGUACGGAAAUCUUAAUACUGUUCCACACAUCUUUCAAUAUAAGAUAAGUUAUUCAUACAUGGACUGAGGCUUUUAAAUUCUGGACUGAUAAAUGAAAAAAUUAUGAUAAUAUAUUUAUGCAGAAACAAAAUAAUGGAAACUUCAGUCGAUGUUUCAACAACUUGAAAAAGACAGAACAGAGUUGUCAAAAGGUUUUCUUAAGUUUCCAUUUAUUUUUGGUUCUGUUUUUAAAUAUAUUUAUGUUUUUCAUUUAUGAAUCUAGAGACUACAUGUGUAAAUGAAUUCUAAAAUUAUAAUUUGUGUAUCAUAUCUGUAAUAUUGUACUGUGGUGGUUGCAAACAAACCACAACUCUUCAUAAAGUCAGUACCAUAAUAUUUUGAAUGAGUAAUGACUAAGGCAUGUUUAUAUGAGGUAAGCCAGCCCAGUUAGCCUGGCUGGCCCACUUUACAGGGAUGGCUUGGCUCGUGCCUUAUGUCCUUAUAAAAAUGUCUGUUGUGUUUAUAUGAGAAGGUGGGCUGGCCUUUAGCGCUUGCUAAUGUCUUGAUUCAGCCUGGUAAAGGGAACUCUGUUAAAAUCCAGGCUGGCGACUAAAACUGGAUUUGUUGAUGGCAACAUUGACAGUGGCACAAUGCGUCAAGUUCUCUUGUUACUGAAACAUACACUGUUGCAUUUUACCAGGGUUCUGAAUAAGAGCUGACGGCAGGCAAAAUUUUCUGGCUAUUUUAUGUGAACUCACUGCCAACUUUUCUUUGGAAAUUACCCCCAAAAUAGCCAAAAUUUAAUGAUGUCUUUGUUCUGUUCAAAUACUCAAAUUUUUGCCCCAGAGGCAAAUUUUUGCCCUAAGAGGCCCAGAUUUCAAAAUUUUUCCAGGGGGAUGCUCCUGGACCCCCCUAGUAACUUGCACUUGUGGCGCAAGUUGUUUCCUUCUCUGCCUACUCCCUAGCUUUUGCCACCUAUUUAAAAUCUUACUGAAAACCCUGUCUUACUGUCAUUGUGUACUUCCAGAAAAUAUCCAUAUGCCCGCCAUAGAGGGCUUUUCGAUUUAAAGCUCCCUGCCAGCAGGACAUUUCAGUUUUGCUUCCUACUUUCCUUUCACCCUCCCUGUUGGAAUUUCCAAUGACCCUCCAUUUGCUUGGUAUGGAUGUUUGUGGAACCACACUUUUUAUUGUUGCCAAGGGUAGUGGGACUGUGGUGGAUCAGAAUUUUUGCCAAUGACCCUCCAUUGGCCUCUGACUGCCUCUAUCUGAAUUUCUGUUGGCCUUAGUAGUUGUUACCUUUGAUAGGUGAGCCUGAAAAUUUCCACCUUAGCUAUUUUUUAUACUUUUUCAAAAACUGGAAAUACCGCUUUUUCAUCCAAGGAUCAUCUGACUAAUUUCGGAUCCACUGUGAAUGGAACAAAUUAUGCGUAGAUCACUAAUCCGUUAAUCUGGAACAUAUAAAACAGUUAAAAUUGAAAAUUAUCUAAAGAAUGUCGGCCAUUCUUCCAUAGGGAUUUUUUUAUGUAACACGAUUUGUAAGAUAGCAGUUCAGUGAAUCCUUUUUUGUUCAAAAAUAAAACAUCACUUGCCCGAUUCACCAGAUCAAAACAGUACUUUCUUUGCCUUAUUUCUGAUUUCAAGCAAUCUUUAGAUUUGGGAUUUUUAAUGUACCAGAAAAUCUUCUAGUGAACACACCCUAAGGCUAUGACCAUUAUUUUCAGUAUAAGUCUCUUGAAGCAUUUUUUUAAAAUUAGGCCGUACAUGUUUAAUUGCUAGUUGUUUUAUUACCAGUAAAUAUAAUUAACUAUGCACAUUUUUUUCCUUACAUGCAGGAUGAUUUGGUAAAUACAAAAUACAAAACAUAUACAGUUUUAUACAUAAGGAUAAGAUGUCUGGUGUAGACUCUGAACAAGACAAACAGCCUAUCAGCUCUGUUAGUGAUGGCAGUGACUUACAUUCCCCUGGAAAAGACGUCUUAGAGGAUCAUAGCCCACCUGUAGAGGAAAUAAGGGGCAUCUCAGAAAAAGAAACUGUAUCUGUUCAGGGUGAGACAAGAGAGGAAGUAAAAGAUGACAACAGUGAAAAUAAAGAAGAACAAUCUCCAGUUGCAGAAGUGACUCUUAAUGGUAUUGAUUUGCCUUUUGACGACCAGAAAAAGAGUGAAGUGUCAGACAAUUUAGGAGAUACUUCCACAGAAAAAAAAACCAGUGAAACUCAACAAGAGAUAUUAGAUGACAAACAUGUUAAAAGCGAAAGUGUUGAGGAGGAUGCUGGGAAGGAAAAUGAUGAGCAUAAAGAGUCUGAAGUGAGUGUUGAAACUGUUGCCAUGGAGACAAAAGAAGGUCAAGAUGAAACAUCAGGUGAUGUUAAGGAACCUGAAGGGAGUCCUACUACCAGGGUAGCCGAGGGAAGUGGAGAACAAGCUGAAGCCACCACUGAAAUUAAGGACGAUCAACAAGAACAUGUAGCUGUUGCCAUGGAGACAAGCAUUGAACAGGGUGAAACUUCAGCUGAAAUAGAAGAGGCUAAAGAGAGUCAAGAAGUUGUCACCAUGGAGGAAAAUGGUAAACAAGAUGAAGUUUUAGAUGGAAGCAAGGAUGUAGAACAGAGUCCUGUUGCUAUGGAAGUCAAUGGAGAGGAAGCCAAAGAAGUCAAAGUAGAGGUAACAGUGCCCGGUGAAAUGGAGAGUACUCAAACUGAAGCUAACGGAGAAGCAGUUGAGGUUCCAGUUGUAACUACAGCUGGAGAACAACAGAAUGUAGAUCAGCAUCAAAACGGACCCAGUGAAGAGAGUGGUCAGGCAGCCAAAAUAGGUAAUACAAGAAAUAUACCCAGUUACCCAUACAUUUGUGUGUUUAGCCUUUUGAUAAUACAGCCAAACCCAGUGUGCAAAGGAAGUCGUGUCCAGUAGCCCAGGACUAGUGGAUUUUGCAAUCGGGGUUGUGAAUUCUGUUCUUAACUUGCCCAAAGGGCAAGUAAAGUUUUUUGAAAAAUUCAAAUUACAGUAAAAAUGUAAUCAAUGCUUAUCAAAAAAAUUUUUGGGCUAGUACAUACUAGCAACAAUUUGCCCUAAUGGCGAGCCAGAAAACUGACCUUCUUUGCACCCUGCAAACCACUUGAUAUAAUUUAUUUGGACACCUUCCAAAAUCAGACACUCAGACCCUCCCUUUAUAUUAGUGGAUACCUCUCGUAACAGGCCCCAGUGUGCCCACUAACAGGAGGUAACAUCUCACUUGCACAGUGUCACUUUUGUAACAGGUUUAGGUAAUUAACAAUUAUUCCUCGAGCCCGAGUGGGCUCUGAGUCAAUAGCCUAUGAGGCCGAAGGCUGAAUGGGCUAUUGUCUCAGAGGCCACGAGGGUUUUAGUAAAAUCCAACUAGUUGAUCAAAAAUAUCAAGACAAAACAACUUUAGCUAGCAAAACGUGAUUCAGCCACCACUGUUUUGGUUUUCAAAGCCGGCGCUUUUCUCUACUAGUGGGCUAUAACAUAUAGCCUAGUAGUUGUUCAACCAAUCAGAACUCAGCAUUGAUAAUAGACCACUAGUUGGAUUUUACUAAUACACUUGAGCUAUCGACCUAAUAGACCCUUCCAUGCUUUUUUCAACUUUUGACAUGGACCAGUCAGGGAAAAUCGUUCGGCACCACUGCAAAGAGUAGCUUAAAACUAGUAAAAUCGCCAAGUUUGAAAGUGAUACAUCAUAAGCGAGAGAAAAUAGAGCUCUGCAAAGUUGCUAAAAUUUACAGACACCCAUAUUUGUAGUGUAGAGAAAUCAAAAUUGAGUGCAAUUUUUUAUAAUGCUCACCUCUUUCAGACACUCUGACCCAAGUAGUAAUUGACAGAACAUGCAUCUCCCAGUUUGAUAUCCAGUACAUAUAAUAUCUAGAUUUGCAAACUUCUGGCUGGCUAGCUGAUUCUUGUGUUGUCUUUAUAGUGAUCUGUGUGUAGCUAUUUGCUGGUAUACCUCUGAUAUUCACCAAUGAGUUAUAUUAUAAUUAACAAUUACUGGAUGAGGCUGAGUAUCAUUUGAAGAAUUAUGGAGAUCGAGAUUGCGGAUAACACUCUUCGAGAUCUCCAGAAUUCUUCAGAUGAUACGUAAGCCAAAGCCAAUAAUUGUUUCAUUAUUCAUUCAAAAUAAUUCCUAGUUUAGAAACAAGCUAAAACAUGCUUUAAUACCUCCAUCGAUGUUAAGAUCAUCUUCAGUUGCCUGUUUAUCAGCAAGUUUAGGAGAUAAAGGGUUGUCCAGUUCUGCAAAUAUUCUCCAAAAAGUGAGUGUCAUGCAUCCACGGAGUUGUAUUCUUGCUGUCCUUACUUUGUUUUUACCCAAUAGUUUGCCAAUUUCUUCCUUUCGAAGCAAGUGAGAUGUUCUGCCAUUUUGUACUCACUACCAAACCAACUCAACCUCGUCCCCAGGUCUUCUCUGUUAACUGUAAAGUUUUCUGGCAAUUAUGCUGUAGAAUUGACGUCAUUUUUUCACAUAUCGCAAAAUUCUUCCAAAUUUGGUCAACAGUAGCUGGUUAUGAUGAAUUAUCCAUGGGAUUUGAGCCAAUCAGAGACAGAGAAAUAUUUUGAAUGAAUAACAAUAUAUUUUAUUGUUAUUAUUAUUAAUUUUACUGUCAUUAUUAGCUGAAGACCAUAAUGCUGUGGAGAAGAGAAGAUCGGUAACCAUGGACAGUCCAGAGAUUGCAAAAGACGCAGACAAAAGUGAAGAUGACAAGACCCAAAAGGGACGAUCAAAGACAGUUGGAGAUAUUGAAGGCAGUGCAACAUCAUCUGUUAAGGUACUGUCAUGUACCUACGGAUACAUGUAUGAUGCCCUAAUUACAUACAUACAUAGUUACAUACAUAAACUAUUUACAGGUAGCCAUUACGACACCUGAAGGAGGAUCAUGAGAUUAAUCCCUAUAUUAAAAUUGUAAGAUCUCCUAACAGAUAACCCUCCCAGCCCAGGAAAGGUUGGCCUCACCACCGGGGUCUACAUCCCUAGCUACUCUUUUUGAACGGUGGUGUGGCUUUUUUUAUGUCCCACAAGAACCAGAUAGGUCAAAGUCGGGACCUACGGUUUUUCUUCCUUAUCCGAGAAGACUAGAAAAUCUAACCAGUAACUAAGUUAGAUGUGGAUUGUACAGGGUUCUCCAGAAAAUUUGAAGUAAAAAGGAAAAACAUUGACUAGGCAGCAACUUAUUAGAUCGAAAAUCAUGUCUGCACAACUGGAGUAGGGAUAGGUAUGGAAGAGGGGGGCGGGGAAGGCUGCCCCAUUUCAUUGUGGGAAUUUAGGGGUUACUGACAAGUGCAUUUCAGUGCAUUUUGGGCGACCAACAAAAGAAAUUUUAGCCAUGAGGAUGCCACCAUUAUUAACCAAACAAAAGUGUUAGGAAAAAAAUUGUUUGAAAUAUGAUGGAUAUAUUAUUUUCUGUGAGUAGCUGGCAGCUCUGUGAAAGCUAGAAAGUGAUUUUCGCCAGGUGCAAGAGCUCUCCAGAGAACCCUGGCUUUUAGCUUUGGUCUGUUUAUGCUCUUGGCCAGCAGACCCUUUUGCUUGAUUGGACUGUUAUAAUUAUGUCAGAAGGAGACACAAGAUUCUAGUUGCUUGUAGGGGUCUAAGUGUCAAAAGGUGCUCAAUAUCACUCUUUUGCUUUGUUUCCUCUUUAAAGAAAUUCAAAGAUAGAGAGCAGUAUUGCUAGGGUUCAGUAUACCAAGCUUCUGAGGGGUCGGAGGUUCUCAGGGUCUUAAAUUCAGCCCUGAGGCCUGUUUCUCGAACCUCCCGGUAACUUUUCGGGCCCGAAAUGAAAUAUUCAAACCGAAAUAUAAAGAAUAAGAGCCCAGGUCCUGGCUAGCAAAAUGCUCCAUUUUGUUUCAUUAAUUUAUCAUUUUAGAUACAAAGCUAUUGAAACCUCGAUCUUGAAUGUAAAAACAACACCUUACCGGGCCCAUUAAUUAUCACUACUUUCGAGAAACGUCUCGAUGUCUCAACUUUUUGCCCUGAUCCUACACCAUUUCAGAUUUUACACUCAUUUAUUUGUAUUUUGAAGUAGAUUCAAACCUCUACUUAUGGGCACCUCUCAACAAAGGCCUUUGUUGUUGCAGUGGAUACAAUAUUAGCACAAUGGCCACCUUCUCUUUUCCCAAGGUGUCUGUUGUGGAGAGCUUUAACUCUUUUUAUUUCCAAUGUUGUUUAUCUGCAGCAUCCUGAAAUACACCCAUUAGCCUCCCACGCAGGCGUUUUUAGGGGAGCUCGUCUUUCAUCCCUCCCCACAAACGCCUGCUCAACCAAAGACAACCUUCCUUUCCCAAGCUUAGCCAAUCACAUUGUACUUUCCAAAUUCUGGAAAGUUGACCUUGACCACAGGGUAAUCUAAUAAUUACUCGAUCUGCAUGAAACACUGAGAAAGCUUUCUUACCUCUAAUAAAUGUUAGAUUGAGAGUGGAAAAACUAAGAUUUAGUCAAAUUUUAGAAUACUCCAUGUACUGCAUAACCUUAGCAAAGGAAAGAAAAGAAGGAAAACGGUAACUCUAAGGUCACGUUUCAGUCGUGUUUAGUGUUUACCAUGCAAACAAAACAAUGGAAAAGGAUGUUGUUUUCGCUUGAGCAGGCGUUUGUGGGGAGGGAUGAAAAACGAGCUCCCCUAAAAACGCCUGUGUGGUAGGCUAUACACCCAUAUGCAGAAGACAUAUUCCAUUGACAAUAGAUGUCUGUUUAUUUCUGAGUAGGAAGAUGUUGCUGCAAGGUCAAUGACAAUCUGGUACACAGAUGUCACGGAUGAUACCCCAACAAAGGAAAAACCUGAGGAGGUAGUCAGUUACUCUACAAGUAUUGUGGGUGGGGUUGUGCACCGAGUACCAAUUAUAUCAAAGUAGGUAUCAGCGUGAAAAGGCAAGGUCUUAAUAUUACAUGUAUCAGUGUAACAACUUAAUAUUAUGUAGACAAUAGGAACCAUGAGCUGCAGGCCAGUGGUUUUCAUUUCUAUGGUCAAUAUAAAGAGUAUAGGCUAUGGAACAUUGUUGUUGGUUUGUUUUCUGCAAUUAAAUAUUGACAAUAUUUAAUGUCCGUUUCUGUUGAAUUUGUUAGGAAAAACAGGCACAUAGAAAGAGAAAAACAAAUUGUGCCACCAUCAUGUCAUUCCCCUGGUCUACACUUAUAUCGACCAUUACAGCUCCCCACCAAUCAGUGUGCGAGAAAUCACUCAGUUAUUGUAAAAACAAUUUUGGACAUAACAUCAUGGAUUCACCUGGUGACAAAUAGAGAAUUAAUUUUUAUCUCAGCCAUGCCACAAUUAACAUUGCAUCAUGUUGUCUUGGUAUUUGUCACCAUAAAAGAUGCUGUCAACAAUACUAAUGCUAGCAGCAUGCUCGGCACUUAUUGCGUGAACUAAUCAAUUUUGGCCUUUUGUACUGCUGGGUUUGCUUACAUACACUAACAUGCAAGACUCACUCGAGGCAACAGCCAAUAUUGACUAACUUUUUGAGCAGUGUGCAUAACAAACCUCCCUGGUGAAUCCGUAGCUCUCAGAAGCGUGAUGUUAUAUUUACUAUUUGUUUUAUAACUUCCAUGAUGUGAGAACAAGUAAACGACAUAAAAAGUUUGAUUUCAACCAUGACUAAUCAGUGUGCUGCUAUGUGUGCAAUAAGCUAUGGUACUUUGUUUCAAAGAGCUGUGUUUUUAAGCAUAAGAAUUGUGAUGUAAACCUGUAGCUACACAAGCUUUCAUCAGUGUGCUCCCAUGAAGAAAACUCUUGAAAAAAGUGAAUCUGUCAAUCCAUUACACUGGCGUUAAACGACUGGCAGUGUUCUCUUAAUUAUCUAGCAAUGCUGUGAUCUCAAAGGGAAAGUUUGUUGACAUGGAUUCAGUUAAAAUUUCACUGAUAUUUGAAGGGGCGUUUCGUUGUUUUAUUUUAAGCUCACCAAAGGGCCCUCGAAAAACCAAAGAAGGAAGUCCACAAACCACUCCAAAGAAAAGGUCUGUCAUAGACACCCUGUUUGGGCGGCGUAAAAAGUCUAAAGGGGGUCCAGAAAGUCCUCCAGGGGCCAGCUCUAGUGGUAAAGAUCAAGAUAAAGAACAUCAAGAGAAGAAGGCUGAAGCUAGUCCGAGUAGUAAAGAUACUGAAAUGAGGGAAACACCCGAAACUAAUCCAGCUGCUCCUGACACAAGUGAUGAUACUGGUGUCAAAGAUGCGUCAGAGCCUCUUGGGGACGUCGCCAAUGUGCAAGCAGAGGUAAAAGGGACCAGUGAUGGUGCUGAGAUAAAGCCAGCAACUGAAGCCGUGGUGAGUGCAGAGGUGGAGGGCAGCAAGGAUGGCCCAGAAACUAAGCAAGAAAGUGAAGGCAAGGAAUCUACUGAGGUAGGAGAUUCCAGUGGAGCUGAUACUAAGCACGAAACUGAGAGCAAGGCAGCUACUGGAGAAGAGGAAGAAACUGGAAAUGUUGAAGGGAAACCUACCGCUGAAGCUGAAAGUCGAGAAGAUAUCGAAGAAACUUCCCAGGCUGCGGCGGAUGCUGCAAAGGAAGUUCCGGUUGAAACACAAGAGGCUAAAGAAGAACCAGUGUCGAUAGAAAGCGCCCCAUCAGAGAAGGGCAAAGAAAAUGUUGAAGGACCAAAGGAGGAAGAGGUGGAGAACCAAGACUCUGAUAAGGAAGCUGUUAAACGUGCUCACACAGAGCCCUCAGAGGAAGAAGCAAACUCUCAGCCGUCACCUAAGAAGAAGAAAACUUCUGGUAUUUUUGGUGGCUUCUUUGCGCGACGAAAGAGCAAGAAAACUAAGGACCUUGGGUCGGCGAGUGCUUCUGCGGAAGGUGAUAAAGUCCAAGAACAGCAGGAUGCACCGCCUGCAAUAGAAAGUAACGUAACAGAUGCUGGUGCUGAGAAAGGGCAGGAAGACGCCACAUCUCCAAAGUCAGAAGUGACUGAGAGUGAGACCAGCCAAGCUGUUGGUCAAACUUUAGAAACUGUUGAAGAAGAAUUAACUGAUAAGGAAAAAAAGGAAGGAAAAGAAGCAGAGACAACAGCAACAGACAAGUUAGAGGAAGGAAUAUCUGAAGAAGCUGAUGCAACUUCAGAGAUAAAAACAACAAAUGUUGAAGGCAAACAUGAUGGUGCAGAGGGAGCAGUAACUCAGAUAGAUUCUGUAGGGGAAAAGUAUGCUGAAUCAAAAACUGAAGUCAGUGACACGGCAGCUCCAGAAAGUGUGAUAGUUGCUGAGGAUAAAGGAAAAGACACUGAAUCCAAACCAGAAGAUAAGGACAAAGAGAGGGGAGGUAGGUUCGCUUUCCAUUACAAGUACUGCCAAGGUAACGUCAAGUCCGCACUCAAUUUAUAAUGUACAUUUACCUGUGGCCUUCCCACGCAGACGUUCUAGACGAAGCACGAAGAACGUCUGCAUGGGAGGCUAAUUUAGGUCCCUUCCUAACUGACCCUAUAGACUUUGUACAGUAACAGUGUCAAAUUCUACAAUACGCCUGUGUAAUCGUAUCAAAUGAUGACGAGUAAAAUUAGGAAAGUCUUUCAAGUAAGAUUUGUCAAGACUCGGGAUAUAAUUAGAAUUUGGUCAACGCGCGUGUUAAUAUCAUGGGUGCCAAAUUACCCUCGAAGGUUAUCCUUUGUUUGCUUAUUUUAUCGUGAACUCCAUUCACCGAAAAGUUGAAAGCAUACUUUUAAAGUUCCUAAUUUUCUGAAUUUGUCGACAAAAUGCUCGUUAGAAAAGUGUGCGCUUUCCUGUGUUUAGGUUAUUUACAGAGUCUUUUCAAGCCCUGACAUCUUCAUUCGUAGCACUUUAAACCUGGAACCUUGUUAUAGCAAUUUUGUAAUUUCAAAAGUCAAUUCAUAAUUUAACGCUGAAAUUUCGAAAUUUCGUGCCAGAAUUAAGGAGUAGUUUAUCAACCAUGAUAUUAUCUUUGACGUUAAAAGCGAAAGUGAGCUCUGGGUAGUUUAUCAAGGUGUCCAUUAUCAUUUCAGCGGAGAAAGUGUCCUCGCCAGAAUCAGAAGAAGCUAAAGAUGAAAUUUCCAAGCAACCUGUUGUCUUAAGAAAAGAAGUGAGUGCUUCAUACAGUCCCAAGACACGCCGUAUGCAGAUGAGGAUAAGCUAUGCUGAGAGGGAUGGUGAAGGCAAGUAUUUUUGCUGAUUUCAGCUUCAGAUAGUCUUUUAACCCUUGCAAUCUCGGAGACAAUUAUGUAGGCAGCUAUGUAAUACAGUCCGACGUGUGUAAGGUCCUGCAGAUGCAACCAUUGAAAUUGAACUACUUAUGAUUUUUUGGUCCCGUUUAUUUUAUUUCAUUUCUCUUCUUUUAAGAAGAGAAUAAUAAUUAAAAUUAUUUAGCAAUAUUUAUCUUCAAAUAUUUGUUUUCCAAGCGUAUAUAUUCGAAGUUACAAACCGCAAAGGUGAACUUUGAAAAACUGACAACUGAAUGUCAGUUUUCAAAAAGCCCAUCUGCUAUCCGCUCUAGUCUUCUUCAACGUUGUCCAUCGUGGCCUUCUUUGAUAUUUGCUCAAUUAUUAACAAUAAGAAUUAAUGUAAUGAAAGAUAGUAUUUAUCCUGGUUUGUUAACUAGGGCUCGUUGAUCGUUGAUCUUCGUAGAAAUUCCUUACAGAUGACGUGUCACUACCCAGAUGUGGGUAGUGACGCGUCAUCUGUAAGGAAUUUCUUCGCUCGUUCCUCAGACGUCAUUUCGCGGGGGGAAAACAGGUGUUGUCUUCGCGAAAUGUCGGCUGUCUUCUAAGGCUAAAACCCUCGAAAUAAAAAAAGCAAACAAACAAACAAAUGAGCGCUCUCGUUUUUAAAUGUUCCAUCACUGGGCAAAGUAGACUACGAGUAGUCCCCAUUUUUCCUCAGAGAUAGUAGUUCGAGCGAAACGCGAGCGCGCGUGAAAAUCAUGUCAUCCCACGCGAGAAAGGCGAGACGCGUUUCGCCUUUCUUGCGUGGGAUGAUUUUCACGCGCGCUCGCGUUUCGCUCGCUUUACUAUACCUGAGGAAAAAUGAGGGCUACUCGUAGUCUAUGGGCAGAGCAGUUACCCUUGUAUGUCAUUCUAUUUGGUGGCCAUUUGGUGACGACUAAAUUUGCCUAAUUUGCUCGACUCGGCUCCUUUAAAGAUUACUGUGUUUUGUUUUGUAGGUGGUAAAGAGGUUGAGGUGAUUGGUACACCCGAACAAGUUUCUGAACCAGCUAGUCCUAAAGGUAAACCUGAUCUUCGAGUAUCCUGCCGAUCUCUGGCUGAGGCUGAUCACGAGGGAUGGCUCUCUAAGAAAGGUACGAGAACUUGCGGUGGGAAAGUCACCAUGCUGGUUCCUCUAUUUCUUUAAUUAGGGUUACAGCGGUCAUCGAAAAGUCAAGGGGUUGGGAAAAAAAAGACAGGGAAAAUCUCAUUUCUUGCAGUAGUGAGGAAUUUUUUUGUUCAGAGCGCCAGUAGAUUUAGUGAAGAUGUUAAAAGCAUACGUUUUGUCUGGAAAGAAAACUCUUUAGGUGAUCGAUUUUGAUGCAUUCGAUCCUGCAAGAAACCUACAUCUGAAAGUACAUUCUGCAAAAACAACAACGAGCAAACAAACGGGACGAAGCAAAACGAAACGUCGAAAAUAAGGGAAAAAUAUUUUAUAGUCUGCAAAAGAAGCGGAAAAAAGUAUAAAAUGCAUGAUUAAUGUUGUUUCAAAGGCGGAGGAAACUCAGAAUUUUUUCUUCCUAAUGAGUAGCAACCUCAUGAGUCAUAACACAGUUGUAUGACCGCUCAUAAUUUAGACAAUCUGUUCAGUUUUGUCAAUGACGAAGGAAAACGAUCUGCGUUGACCAGUGCAAAGGUCGAUGCAAUAAGCAUACAUUUCAUGACAUAAUUAUUUGAGAGAAUUUGAUAAAGUUAAGGCAUUUUCUCUUUGGUGAUCAUUGUUUUACUUCUCAUAGCCGUUCCUCUUGAUGAUGCAUUAAUGGAGUAUACUUGCUGUCGAAGAGAGAUUCAAAAGCUGACGUAUCGCCGAGCGCUAGUCUUGGCCUGUUGCGUUAAUUUAGAACAAAGGUUACAACGACAACGAUUGAAGAUCAAAACGCUUUUGCUCCAACAAAAGUGUUCUGUUUAGGUUUCACGUGAUCGAAUGUCAAACUGUGACACUAGUGAUCGGAUUACCAGUGAGAGGAGGACCAAAGGCGUGUAAUCAGAUUGCGUUCUGUGUAUUCCAUGCAUGCUAAGUGCAAGUCCGAAAGAACGCCGUGCAACCUGGAGAUUAGGAUUAUGGGCUCCUCUUGUCGCCCGCAAAAAGGUGACUAAGGUAUUUAAAAUCUGGAAGACACAGGCGACCCGGAGAAAUACAAUAAAAGGUCGAAGUUCUUCCAAGAGGAUUCGAGCCCAUUUCUGACUUGCAACAUGUUCUGUGAUCCUUUUUACAGGUGGAAUGCUGUUUUUAUCAAGCUGGAAGCGAAAGUGGGUGGUACUAAAGGAUGGCAAGCUUUAUUACUUUAAAACUGCUUUUGACCCUGAGGCCGGCGGGAUUAUUAAGAUGAAGGACGUCACGGUUGCAGAAGCUCCUGAAACCAAAAAGAACUUGUAAGUCCUUACCAAUGAGCGCCAUAUUUAUGGGCCGCUUAGAGGGAGGGAGGGAGGGGGGGUUGGUGAAAAGCCUUGUUUUUCGUGUAUUCCAGCCUUCCUGCCCUUUUUGUUUCCUAAUCUAUGGCCAGUAUUUCAUUCAGUUACAUUGUUUUCCCUCUUAAUAUCUUCAAAUACAACACAGAUCGCCGGCUUCAAAAUGAUAGUCUUUGGGUUUUUAUCCGUGCGCUUAUCAUAUCUGACCGCAAAUGGGGCAAAUUUGGUCGGAAAUUACGGUCUGAUUACCGACUGUUACUAUUCGUAGUAUCGGUAGUUAUGUCCUGUUAUUAGCGAUCUUCAUUUUAGUAAUACUUACUGAAGGGGAAACAAAUCUGUACACUGAAAUUAAACAGUUUUUCUUGUCGCUUCAGUUCGCGCCAUCAAGCUAUGCAACAUAGACAUGCUUCAGUAAGAGAGUAGGUGAUACAGUCAGCGACAUAACUACAAUCAGAAAAUUAUUACGCUUUCGGUAGAUGUAUAUAUAUUUCGGACCCCUAUACCCGAGUUAAGUUGGGUGUUUCUUUCGAAUACCUUCUCCUUCUCGGCAGUACGUACUGCUGAGGGAGGGAAAGAACAAAGAAAAAGCAUACUCUUGCCUUUUUCUAGCACAGCGUUUUAGAGUGACGUCGUGCAAGUGUGCAAAGAAAGUCGUGUCUGAUAGUCCAGGGCUCAGAAAAGAUUUUGCGAUCGGGCUAGUGGAUUCCGUUCUUAACUUGUCCAAUGGCCAAACAAAGUUUUUGGGGGGAAUUCAAAUAACAGAAGUUUGUAUGGUCGAUAAGAGUACAGACCAUAGAAAAUUGUCCCCGUGGCUGGACGAAAUGAAACCUAAUUUUGAAACCGAUUCACUUCCUAAAUGAAAGGUGUGUUUUCUGUCUUUACCAGCUGUUUUAAGUGUGAACAGCCAGGAACUAAACCUCAAAUCUACCUGUUUAUGGCGGACAGUAAGGAGGAGAUGGACAAUUGGCUAAGAGUGUUAGCAGCCGCGUCCAAAGGUGAAAUCAUUCAGAAACUGCCCAAACAGAACCAGCUGUCAGUCAAGGAUGAAGUAGUCAUGCGAAGGAAAUCAGGAACUAAUUCAGCUCAGCGCCACAGUUCUGUUCUUGGUUAGUGUUCGCGGUUUUCGUUUGUUCCUGUUUAAUAGAGAGCUUUAGCAACGACGACGGCGACGGCAGCCACACCGUCACUUUUGAAAUAAAUCUACGUUUUUUUCAAACUUUGUUGCUUUAAAUGUCAACGGUAAGUGAAUUUCCCUUGGAGUUGAAUUCUUGGGAACUGCACGAAAGGUCGGGAAGUGACAGAAAAAUUCGACAUAGUGUUUACGUGCUCCAAAAAAACGUCGCGUAGGGAAAUUUCACGUGGUGGUCGAGUAGGGACGGCAAAGAAGUUUACCAAAAGGUGUGCUGUACGUGCACGUGUUGUUUUGCUUAUUAAAACUAUUGCUUUUUCGACGUUCUUCUCCUCUUUUCCGUCGUCGUUGCUAAAGCUCCCGAAUUUCACUGUCCUUACCGAAGAGAUUCUCAUUAGUUAAAAGGAGUGGCCCAUUUUUAUACCGUGGGUUAUUGAAUCUGUGAAUUUUCCUACUCUUUUUUCUCUCUUUUUCUAACCACCGUAGAAAUCACCCCCGCCCACCGUGUACCCGAAACCCCUCCUCUGAACAGAUUAGAAUUUCCGCCUUCUUCAUGAUUCUUCCGAGACUGGAAAAGAGGAUCUGAACCAGAACUCACUACUUCAACUUAACGUGAAUAUGCGCGCGUGUUAUUUUAUUCUCCUAGCUGUUGGAGGACGUCACGACUUUUUGGAAGACGUAGAAGAUUUCAAGACCACCCGUCGGAGGUCCAUGCCUGGUUCCUUCAGCAAGGAAAUACUCAAGGAAACAGAGGAGAAAGGUAAAGAAACUGUUGUACCCAGUGUCACACUCCCAGAAUCUUUCGAAGAACAACCGAAGGAUGAACCUAGCGGUGCAAUCACAACCCUUAGUGCCGACAAACCAUCGGCACCAAGUGAGGCACCUAGCGAUGCACUCACAGCACCUACAUCCGUUUCACCUAAUAUCGAUGCACCCACAGCACCUAGCGACGUAGCUCCGAAAACCGAUGAAACACUCUUGGCACCUAAUAGCGAUUCACCCACCGCACCUGGAAAUACACCCUUGGCACCUGAUAGCGAUGCAUCCACAGCACCUAGCGAUGAACCCCUGGCACCUAGCGACACAGCUCCAACACCCGGUGAUGCACCCUUGGCACCUAGCGACACAGAUUUAACACUUAGUGUCGCUCCAGACACGACCCCGACAUCCAUUGACCACCAAAAAACACAAUCAAGCGAUGCACCACCAGCACCUGGAGAAUCGACCCAAGUGCCAAUCAAAGAGCAAACAGUACUAGUCGUCACCCCUUCUCUCUCAGAAUCCACAGAGGACAGUCAAGAAGAGAAACCUGCAAGCGAAGAGUUUAAAACCACUAAACAAACUGUCUCCGUGAUGGUAGAUAAGGUGUUUGUGGGAAGUGAAAGAGUGAUUGUUGAGUCAACAUCUUCUGUUGAGGCAUCCUCACCUGACGUGGAAACACCAUUGUUACCAAGCUCUGGUGAUGCAGUCCCAGAAAAAGACAGAGGAACUGAAGAAAGCUCCAAGAUCUCUGCAGAAGUGUCAGAAAAGGCAGAAAAGCAGGAAUUGUCGACAGAGGCCGAAUCUGCUGUGGAUAGAGCGGAUGGAGUUGUGAGCGUCACAACGACGAAAAGCACAGUUACGGUUGUAGAAACUGUUAAAUCCUCCAUUGAAAUCUCCGAAACAGUCAAGACCUCGACUACAGUGUCUACAUUUGAGAAAGUAGGGCAGUCUUCCCAGCAGACCUCAGAACCAGAAAUCAUGGAGGAAGUAACGCCAUCAGAAGCUAGUUCUGCCGAACAGUUGGAGAGCGAGCCAUCGGUAACCCCACCACUGUCCCCAUCUAAAACUAAAUGGUACUUCUCUUUAGACAGAAAGCAGGCUUGGUCAGUGGCACCUGAGGCCGACGAAGAAAAGUCUCCCAAGCGCCGAAAGUCCUCUGACAGAAGCUCAAUUAAGUCGACUAACAGCGGCCGGGAAUCGAUUUCGUCGUUGCCCGAAGAGGAUCAGUUUAUGGUGAUGUGCCGAAAUAUUAGGAAAGCGCGCCUAUCAAUAUAUGGUGAGCCAGUGGUGGAUGGUGCAGAAAGACUGCGGGCGUUUUCCAAUGCAAAAGAGGAUGAUAAGACGCUCCUGCGGCUUAGAACAUUGGAAAGAACUCUGAAGGUGAGUUUUACGGAAAGGAUCUUCACGGAAACAGAUCGUUUCGAUACAAGUUGUUUCGACACAAGUCUCUUCGAUACGAACUCAGGCAGUGAGACUGCACAACAAUUUCGAUCACUCCAAGUAUUGUUUACGCGUGAAAAAGAAAAACACUCGGGGUGAAUAUUUCUCCCUUCGACUGAAUCAACUUGUCUCGAAACGACUUUUCUCUCAAUUGACUUGUCUCGAAACGGCGGGUAACCAUCUUCACGCUGGCGCUUUCCGUACGUUCUUUAAAGUUUGUAAAAUGUGUGUCAGCGUUCUUUCCUUUUUCGGUAUGGCCCUCCAUAUACAUUUAACUCCGAAGCUACUGGAGAUUUUCAAAAUAAAUGUGUGUGUAAAUGGCAAACAAAAAAGCAGUAUCAAAACUAAUGGACGUUUUCAGAACGUAGCGAAAUUUAUCCCUUAAAGUACUUCGUGGACUUUGCAAGCUCAACUUCCACAAAUAAAACAACAUCAGAAGAUAUUACUGUGCACUAGUAUAAAGUAAGUCUUACCAACUGCUGUAUAACCCCUUCGGGUUCAAUUAUUAUCGAAAUACCACGAAAUAGAAUUUAAAAAGCUGCUCUGCUUUGAAGCCUCACUUCCAGUGCAGGUGCCCCCCCCCCCUCCCCCUCAAAAAGAGCUGGAGCGUGAUAUUUCAGAAUAACUGUAAGUAAAACUCAUGUUGUUUUUUGGAGAAAACGCAAGUGAAAGGAAUAGUUCCGAACUCCGCUAUGAUUUUCACUCUUUAUAGUAAAGAAACCCCCAUAAAAUAGGCAAAUGCUUGUGAAGAGUUUUGAUCACCAUACAGCAGGGAGUUGGGCGAAGUCGCACGUUAAUGGUGGUAUCAGUGUAAUCUCGCAUUCUGGACUACCAACAACAACUAUCUUCUUGCGUUUGUAGGAUAAAGAGAAGCAUCUUUCUGACCUUGAAGAGCUUCUUAACCAGCCACAAAUCAACCGAAGGUCAAUUUAUGAGUGGAAAUUACGCAAUUCCGAAUUGCUGGACGAACUAUUUCCUCAAGAGAAUAUCGAGAAACUGGAAGAGAUUGAAAGCAUUGCUGAGGGAAGGGAGGAAGAGGGGGAAAAGCAAGAAAACGUGGGGGCAGAGGGUGGUAAGUCUCAACAAGACGAAAGUGUUCAGGAGGAAGAGGAAACACUGGAUAAAGCAAACGAAGUCGAGAGUACUUCCAAGGACGAAAGUAGUGAAAAUGUGAGCGAGAAACAGUGUGCAGAAGAAGGAGAGAAGGAAAUUGAAGAGGUGCAGAAAUCAGCCGAUGACAAUCAACAAUCAGCAGAGAAACAACUAGACAAGGAAAACGAGACACUGACCGAAACACAACGAAGUCCAUCUGAGAGUCCUCCUCUCACCGGUUCUGAGAAUAUGCAAGGACAGGACUCUGUGGGUGAAAAACAAGAACAAGAAAAAGACAUUGCUGCCAAGGAGCAACAGGGGGGUGAGGACAAAUUAGACACUCACCUUUGACAUUCUUUGAAAUGCAAUAGUAAGGUGUUAUUUUCUCUGGGGAAAACACAGUUCACCGAACAGUAAUAUCACCGGUUGGUUUUCCUUUAGCAAAAUUGGAAACAUUAUCGUGUUUCCGUAAGUUGCGAUAACACCAGUAAGUGUUUAAGAUGACGAGGAGAGCUUUGGAAACAGUGAAGUCUUUCGUUUCUUGUAUCGGCUUUUAAAGGGUGCUGUGUCAGAAUAAUCCAGUUUGACACAACACGGACCCAGUUUCUCGUGCAAUCUUAAAAUGGCCACUACUUGUCCGGAUCGUCUCGAUCGCGUCGAUUUUGGAGGACGAUUAUAUUGAAAG
Messenger RNA from Porites lobata, 18847 nucleotides. NCBI's taxonomy places the organism in Eukaryota, Metazoa, Cnidaria, Anthozoa, Scleractinia, Poritidae. The record is from the annotation of a GenBank genome assembly.